CCUCCCAGCGAUUGAGCCGUGAGAGCCGCCAGGCGCCGCUCCCGUCACGUUUCUCCGCUGCAUGUUCACCGCCGUCAGAUAAUGUUAUCCAUGAUCUCCACGGCUCUAACUCGUCCAUCCUCUCCUGUAUCUUCGGCUCUGGAUUGAUUCUCCCGUCGAACAGUUCGCCAUGGCAACGGUGGUGAUGGAACAGAUCGGUCGCCUGUUUAUCAACGUGCAGCAGCUGCGGCAGAUCCCUCAGCUGCUCGAGUCGGCCUUUCCAACCCUGCCUUGCACUGUAAAGCUGUCCGACGUUCCGUGGGUGUUCCGCGAGCGCCACAUCCACACGGGGUACAGACAGCCGGACCUGAGCUGGCGGUACUACUUUCUCACCCUCUUCCAAAGGCACAACGAGACCCUCAACGUGUGGACCCAUCUGCUGGCUGCCCUCAUCAUCUUGGUGAAGUGGCAGGAGAUCUCGGAGACGGUGGACUUCUUGCGAGAUCCUCACGCUCAGCCCCUCUUCAUCGUGCUCCUGGCAGCUUUCACCUACCUCUCAUUCAGUGCUCUCGCUCAUCUCCUCUCUGCCAAGUCGGAGCUCUCCUACUACACCUUCUACUUCCUCGACUACGUGGGGGUUGCCGUUUACCAGUACGGGAGCGCUCUGGCACACUACUACUACGCUAUAGAGAAAGAGUUGCACACUACUGUGCAAGGGAUCUUUUUGCCCGCUGCGGCAUUCCUGGCUUGGCUCACGUGCUUCGGCUGCUGCUAUGGCAAAUAUGCCAGUCCCGAGCUGCCCAAGCUGGUCCUCAAGCUCUUUCAAGUGGUGCCCUCAGCCUUGGCUUACUGCUUAGACAUCAGCCCCGUAGUCCAUCGCAUUUACAGGUGCUACCAGGAGGGCUGCUCCGACCCGAUGGUGACGUACCACUUCUACCACGUGCUCUUUUUCUUAAUCAGCGCCUAUUUCUUCUGCUGCCCUCACCCAGAGAGCUUGUUCCCUGGGAAGUGUGACUUCAUCGGGCAGGGCCACCAGAUCUUUCACGUGUUUGUGGUGGUUUGCACCCUGGUGCAGAUUGAAGCGCUGCGAACAGACUUCACAGUGCGCCGCCCCUUGUACGAGCGUCUUCACGGGGAUCUCGCGCACGACGCCGUGGCGCUCUUCAUCUUCACUGCCUGCUGCAGCGCCCUCACCGCGUUUUACGUGCGCCAGCGCGUGCGGGCCUCUCUCCACGAGAAGGAAGAGUGAGAGUUUAGACUAUUUAAAAAAAACAAAACAAACAAGUCAAACAAAGUCUCAUUUAUUUUACUCUAUAGUGACUGUUCUAAAAUAACUUAAAUGUUUUUGUCAAGGAAAGUUAUCAGCUCGUGAUAGUGACUUCUGAUUAUUUCUUCUCUGUGUUCUGCCAAACAACAGUGAACUAAAUAUUGACUGAGGCGGUGUUGUUGUGACUUAAAGGGGGGGGGAAAGGGGGCUCCUGCAGCUCAUCUGUAGCAAUGCGGACCCUGCAACAAACCCUUACAUCCUAACUUCUCUUUAUUUAUUUAUCUUUUCUAGACGGUCUGAAGGAAUGUUUUACUUUACGAAAGAAAAAAAGUCUUUGUGCACAGAUUAGCAAAAAAAUUGAGAGGCUAGUUUCUUCAGUUGCCUUCUUAAUUGUAUUUGGAAAAAAUCUGACUGUCUUAAUCAAAUUGUAGCAUUUGAAUUUAGUAUUUAUAGUCCCUCAGACUAACUUUUAGCUCCUGUUAAGUUUUACACUGGUGCUUUUCUCAAUGUCCUGAUAUUCUUUUGUGUUUCUUUGGGUUUUGGUUAGGUUUGGAUAUCAAAGCAGGGAUUAUUUUUCCAUUUCCCAAGGCGCUAACACUAGGCCACGCUAAUGUUUCAACACAGUCCACAAAGAUGGAAACCCAAUUUGAAAACCAAAUAUUUUACCUCCUUAUGAAAAGCAGACCCUUUUCCUUGGAUUCGAUGACACUCUGUUGAAAAGGAGGCUGGCACUCUACACUGGUUAAAAGAUGAGCGGAAGAUUACUGAUGUCUCCUUGUUGUUGUGACAAUGUUAAUCUUUCUCUAUUUUCUUUAAUUCAAAGGGCUGGAACUUCAGCUUUUGCCUUUUCACGUCCUGUGAUGUCAGUGCUUUGCGUGAAUCAUUUUCAUUGUUGGUCGAUUCGAGUCGUGGAAAAAGGAAAAAGCUGCGUCUGACCUGCUUUUAGUAUGGUUUUUUUUUUGUAUGAUGAAUAUGUAUGUGCCUCUACGCAUGUCUUUUGGUAUAUACCGUGGAUAAUAAGUGUGUGAAUGUCUAUGAAAGCUUAGCCUUGCACUUCUUUCUUACCCUGUAAAUAGCUGUAUUUCUCUUGAAAUUUUCUUUGCAUCCCAUUUUCUCCCCACCUGAUGGCAUUCGGAGGUGAAUGCACAAUAUUUUUCUGUGGAAUACAGCACAUUACUCUUUUGCUGCUUCCUUUCAGAGCGUGUUUUGUGUCCUCCUGCCCAUCAGACUGUAAUGGGUAUGAAUAUUGUAAUUUCAUACUGCCUCACUCUGAAGAGUCCUCUGGUUUAUCUCUUUGGUUAAUGGCAGUUCUUAUAAAAAUAUCUCACAAAUAUGGCUUCUGUGAUAACGCCGCUUGGAUUUUUAUCUCACAAAAUCUCAAAUGCCAGAAAUGAUCUAUAUUAAUGACUGCACUCCUUGUUCAUGACAGUGCUGUAAUGUGCCAAUGAAUCUGUUAUUGCUUCAGGGAUGGCUUUACUGAAAGAUGAAUGAACAGACAGAAUGCAAGACAUCGAUUUGAGUGGAGAUUUAACCAUAAUUCUCUUGAUUAUAAACCUAAUUAUAAAUUGGUCUCAUCAUGCACUGUCUAAAUCCACACUAUAUAUAUAUAUAUAUA
Molecule: messenger RNA, 2861 nt
Organism: Maylandia zebra (zebra mbuna)
Lineage: Eukaryota; Metazoa; Chordata; Actinopteri; Cichliformes; Cichlidae
Gene: paqr7b
Product: progestin and adipoQ receptor family member VII, b
Biological process (GO): response to steroid hormone
Cellular component (GO): plasma membrane
Molecular function (GO): steroid binding; nuclear steroid receptor activity
Source: RefSeq, a predicted model, not a curated record